AUGUUGUGCUGGGGAAAUGCUUCUUUUGGACAGCUAGGUUUGGGUGGAAUUGAUGAAGAAAUUGUACUAGAGCCCAGAAAAAGUGACUUUUUUAUAAACAAAAAGGUUCGAGAUGUAGGAUGUGGACUCAGACAUACUGUAUUUGUUCUGGAUGAUGGAACCGUAUACACGUGUGGAUGUAAUGAUCUAGGGCAGCUAGGUCAUGAAAAAUCCAGAAAGAAACCAGAGCAGGUUGUUGCCCUGGAUGCCCAAAAUAUUGUAGCUGUUUCAUGUGGAGAAGCUCAUACAUUAGCACUAAAUGACAAGGGCCAGGUGUAUGCUUGGGGUCUCGAUUCUGAUGGACAGCUUGGCCUGCUAGGAUCAGAGGAAUGUAUCAGAGUACCCAGAAAUAUUAAAAGUUUGUCGGAUAUCCAGAUAGUACAGGUUGCUUGUGGUUACUAUCAUUCACUUGCACUUUCUAAAGCAAGUGAAGUCUUCUGCUGGGGACAGAAUAAAUAUGGCCAAUUGGGUUUAGGCAUUGACUGUAAAAAGCAAGCUUCACCACAGCUGAUUAAGUCUUUACUUGGAAUCCCUUUCAUGCAAAUAGCGGCUGGAGGAGCCCAUAGUUUUGUACUCACUCUUUCUGGAGCUAUCUUUGGAUGGGGACGCAACAAAUUUGGUCAACUAGGUCUUAAUGAUGAAAAUGAUAGGUAUGUUCCUAAUUUACUAAAGUCACUAAGAACUCAGAAAAUAGUUUAUAUUUGUUGUGGAGAAGAUCAUACUGCUGCACUAACCAAGGAAGGUGGAGUGUUUACUUUCGGAGCUGGAGGGUAUGGUCAGUUGGGUCAUAACUCUACCAGUCAUGAAAUAAACCCAAGGAAAGUUUUUGAGCUUAUGGGAAGCAUUGUCACUCAGAUUGCUUGUGGAAGGCAGCACACUUCUGCUUUUGUUCCUUCAUCAGGACGAAUUUAUUCUUUUGGACUUGGUGGUAAUGGACAGCUAGGAACUGGUUCAACAAGCAACAGGAAAAGUCCAUUCACUGUGAAAGGAAAUUGGUUUCCUUAUAAUGGGCAGUGUCCACCAGAUUUUGAUUCUGAAGAAUAUUUCUGCGUGAAAAGAAUUUUCUCAGGUGGAGAUCAAAGCUUUUCACAUUAUUCUAAUCCCCAGAACUGUGGGCCACCAGAUGACUUUAGAUAUCCUGAUCCUUCGAAGCAGAUCUGGACUGUGAAUGAAGCUCUAAUUCAAAAAUGGCUCAGCUACCCCUCUGGAAGAUUUCCUGUAGAGAUAGCCAAUGAAAUUGAUGGAACAUUUUCUUCAUCUGGUUGUCUGAAUGGAAGUUUUUUAGCUGUUAGCAACGAUGAUCACUAUAGAACGGGCGCUAGAUUUUCAGGUGUUGAUAUGAAUGCUGCUAGACUUUUAUUCCACAAACUUAUACAGCCUGAUCAUCCUCAGAUAUCUCAACAGGUUGCAGCUAGCUUGGAAAAGAAUCUUAUUCCUAAACUGACUAGCUCCUUACCUGAUGUUGAAGCAUUGAGAUUUUAUCUUACUCUGCCAGAAUGUCCCCUGAUGAGCGAUUCCAACAAUUUCACCACAAUAGCAAUUCCCUUUGGUACAGCUCUUGUGAACUUAGAAAAGGCACCGCUGAAAGUACUUGAAAACUGGUGGUCAGUACUUGAACCUCCGCUAUUCCUCAAGAUUGUAGAACUUUUUAAGGAGGUUGUGGUACAUCUUUUGAAACUCUACAAGAUCGGCAUUCCCCCUUCUGAGAGAAGAAUUUUCAACAGUUUUCUUCAUACUGCAUUAAAGGUUUUAGAAAUAUUACAUAGGGUAAAUGAGAAAUCUGGACAGAUUAUUCAGUAUGAUAAAUUUUAUAUACAUGAAGUACAAGAAUUGAUAGACAUACGGAAUGAUUAUAUCAUCUGGGUCCAACAGCAGGCCUAUGGAAUGGAUGUCAACCAUGGAUUAACUGAGUUGGCAGAUAUCCCUGUUACAAUCUGCACAUAUCCAUUUGUAUUUGAUGCCCAAGCAAAAACUACUCUGUUACAAACAGAUGCAGUCUUACAGAUGCAGAUGGCUAUUGACCAGGCCCACAGACAGAAUGUCUCCUCUCUUUUUCUCCCAGUGAUUGAAUCUGUGAACCCUUGCUUAAUUCUAGUGGUACGUAGGGAAAAUAUUGUAGGAGAUGCAAUGGAAGUCCUUAGGAAAACAAAAAAUAUAGACUACAAAAAGCCACUCAAGGUUAUAUUUGUUGGAGAAGAUGCUGUUGAUGCAGGAGGGGUACGCAAGGAAUUUUUCUUGCUUAUCAUGAGGGAAUUAUUGGAUCCUAAAUAUGGCAUGUUUAGGUAUUACGAAGAUUCCAGACUCAUUUGGUUUUCUGAUAAGACAUUUGAAGACAGUGAUUUAUUCCACUUGAUUGGUGUUAUCUGUGGAUUAGCAAUUUAUAAUUUUACUAUUGUGGACCUCCAUUUUCCUUUGGCUUUAUAUAAGAAACUGCUGAAAAAGAAGCCAUCCCUGGAAGAUUUGAAAGAACUGGUCCCUGAUGUUGGGAGAAGCAUGCAACAGUUACUGGAUUAUCCCGAGGAUGAUGUUGAAGAGACAUUUUGUCUUAAUUUUACGAUCACAGUUGAAAACUUUGGUGCAACAGAAGUGAAAGAACUGGUUCUAAAUGGUGCAGACACAGCUGUUAACAAACAAAAUCGACAAGAGUUUGUUGAUGCUUAUGUGGAUUACAUAUUCAAUAAAUCAGUGGCUUCCUUAUUUGAUGCUUUUCAUGCGGGCUUUCAUAAGGUCUGUGGAGGAAAAGUCCUUCAGCUCUUUCAGCCUAAUGAACUACAAGCAAUGGUUAUUGGAAACACAAAUUAUGAUUGGAAGGAGUUGGAAAAGAAUACAGAAUACAAAGGAGAAUAUUGGGCAGAACAUCCUACAAUAAAAAUGUUCUGGGAAGUAUUUCACGAAUUACCAUUGGAAAAGAAAAAACAAUUUUUGUUAUUUUUGACAGGUAGUGAUCGCAUUCCCAUUCUUGGUAUGAAGAGUCUAAUACUAGUCAUCCAGUCAACAGGAGGUGGUGAGGAAUAUCUCCCAGUUUCCCAUACCUGUUUUAAUCUUCUGGAUCUUCCAAAAUAUACAGACAAAGAAACUCUACGCUCUAAACUGAUUCAAGCUAUUGAUCACAAUGAAGGCUUCAGUUUAAUAUAA
This is a messenger RNA of Rangifer tarandus platyrhynchus (Svalbard reindeer), 3174 nucleotides long. The record is from the annotation of a GenBank genome assembly. NCBI's taxonomy places the organism in Eukaryota, Metazoa, Chordata, Mammalia, Artiodactyla, Cervidae.